CACAUCCCGCAGCCACAUCCCUUGGGUGCAGCAGGGGUCCCAGGCAGGGCCACUGCGGCUACAGCAGUGGCUUGAGCAGGAGCCUCCUUGGCUGGGAGGAGCUUGGGAGGCCCCUGCCAGCCUGUCGCCAACUGGGCGCUGGCACUGGCUCCAGCUGCACACACGCACUCUGGUAGGCAUCCCCUUGGUGGCCUCCACGGUCUCACCUUCAGGCUGGAAGCUGGCUCUGCAAGCACAGCGACAUGAGAGGCACGCUGCAGACCCACCUCCUGGCUGUCUCCCUCCUCUACCUCCUCUCACAGGUGUGCGCCCAGCUGUGCCCGACACCCUGUGCCUGCCCCUGGCCACCACCCCGAUGCCCACUGGGGGUGCCCUUGGUGCUGGAUGGGUGUGGCUGCUGCCGGGUUUGUGCACGGCGACUAGGGGAACCCUGCAAUCACCUCCAGGUCUGCGACUCCAGCCAGGGCCUGGUCUGCCAGCCCGGGGCAGGCCCUGGUGGCCGGGGGGCCGUGUGCCUCUUGGGAGAGGAUGACGGGAGCUGCGAGGUGAAUGGCCAGCGGUUCCGUGACGGAGACACCUUCCAGCCGCAUUGCAGUGUGCACUGUCGCUGUGAGGACGGUGGCUUCACCUGCCUGCCACUGUGCGCGGAGGACGUGCGGCUGCCCAGCUGGGACUGUCCCCAGCCCAGGAGGGUGGCAGUCCCCGGCAGGUGCUGCCCUGAGUGGGUGUGCAACCAGGGAUGGGAGCUGCGGGCCCAGCACCUCCCAGCCCAAGGACGCCAGGUUUCCGGCCUUGUCUCUCCACCCCCUGGCAUCCCUUGCCCAGAAUGGAGCACGGCCUGGGGCCCCUGCUCUACCACCUGUGGGCUGGGCACGGCCACCCGGGUGUCCAACCAGAACCGCUUCUGCCAACUGGAGACUCAGCAUCGCCUGUGCCUGCCCAGGCCCUGCCCGCCAGUCAGGGGCCACAGCCCACUGGACAGAGCCUUCUAGAGCCGGCUGGGAAUGGAGGUGCACUGUCCUGUGGCCCCUGCACGUGGCCUUGGCUGCAGGCGGCAGUCCAGCUCGGGUCCACCAUCUGAGGCCAACGGACAGGAGCCCUGACUGCGUUACCCGGUCUGUGUGCGGUACAGUGGGGUGCGGGGAGCACACGAGCCCCCUGCUUCCCCUGGUCUCGUCCAGCCUUGUCUGACAUGCACACAGGCAAGCCUUCACUCCAUGUCCCCUAAAUACCUAAGCUGUGGCAGGUGCUGGGCGAACCUGGCCACUGCAGAGAAGAGGGGCACACAGGGGCUCUCAGACCCCUGCUUCCUCUCUUCC
This is a messenger RNA of Castor canadensis (American beaver), 1319 nucleotides long. RefSeq names its product cellular communication network factor 5 (gene Ccn5). NCBI's taxonomy places the organism in Eukaryota, Metazoa, Chordata, Mammalia, Rodentia, Castoridae. Gene Ontology annotation, molecular function: heparin binding; integrin binding. The record is from RefSeq and is a predicted model, not a curated record. Gene Ontology annotation, biological process: signal transduction; positive regulation of cell differentiation; cell adhesion. Gene Ontology annotation, cellular component: extracellular region; extracellular matrix.